AUGUAUUUUUCGUCGCUUGUCGUUGCCAUCGAAAAGAUAUUCUACAAAGAUCUCAACAGUGAUGAUUCCUUUACACCCACUGCCAAACAUUUACAGCUGUUAGAGUUGAUAUUAUCACAACACUUUGGAAUAAAAUGGGAGAACAAACAUUUAAACAAGAUCGAGGGUGUACCAGAUUCACUACAGUAUCUCAUAGAUAUCUAUCAUCUAAAGAUAGAUGUAAUCGAUAGUCAUCCAGGAGUUACGAGAAUCAAGAAAGUAACCACUGUCUAUUUAGAAAAUCUUUCUUUAAGUUUCUUACGAUUAGCAACAAUCGGUUAUAAUAGAAAUAAUCAAAGAGUUUCAUCAUCCAAGAAGAAUAUCGUGGGUGCUGGCAGAUACGAUGGUUUGGGAAUUAGCUACCUGUUAAAGACAUUCAAUAUUAUUCCAAGUAUGAAAACCAACAAGUAUGCUCUUAGCAAGUCAUUGUUUAGGCGUGAUCUCUUUGAGUUUGGUAACUUGGUCACACCGGAAAGACAUCUAAAGCUAUCGAGUAACAUCGAGAUAUUCAAGAGUUCGCUACCAUCAUUACAGUCACUUCAGUAUAUACAAUCGAUCAACUCUGACUUUACAAAUAUUGCAUUUCAAUCGGUAGAUCAAUGGACCAAACUAGAAACACUGCAAUUCUACUUGGUGCACUGUUCGAAAACCAUAGGUAAUACCUACUAUCGAUUCUUGAUUCGUGCGAUGUUAGACGCUGUUGCGUGUGGUCGUCUGGAUUUGGUGAGAUGUCUCGAUCAUGUUCAACCGGUUGUUAUCGCUAAACACUCAGCCUCUGGAGAUAGCGAUUCAAUACAACCGCUACAAUGUAGCAGAGUUUAUCAUCACUCAAAAGAUUGA
Messenger RNA from Heterostelium album PN500, 879 nucleotides. RefSeq lists its product as uncharacterized. The coding region runs from base 1 to 879 and encodes 292 amino acids. The record is from RefSeq and is a predicted model, not a curated record. Lineage: Eukaryota; Evosea; Eumycetozoa; Acytosteliales; Acytosteliaceae. The transcript is spliced from 2 exons.